Messenger RNA from Cetraspora pellucida, 303 nucleotides. The record is from the annotation of a GenBank genome assembly. NCBI's taxonomy places the organism in Eukaryota, Fungi, Glomeromycota, Glomeromycetes, Diversisporales, Gigasporaceae.
AUGGCUUAUUAUGAUGGUCUUAAAAUGUUAGACAAUGAAGAAAAAACUAUGGUACUUACUCAACAAUUUUAUGAGGCAAUUGAUGAAGAAGCGACAUUUAUAACAGAAUUUAAGGAGACAUGGCAAACAUUUAUGUUAGACUGUUUUUUGAAAAUGUUUGAAGAAACAUUAGAUGAAGAAAAAAAGCUUGUUAGAAUCACAAACUUGGAUUGUCUUAUUUUGAACUAUGAUAUAUACGAUACAGAAGGCAUAUUGAACCUUAAUGAUGCUGAUUUUAAGCAAAUGCUUGAUUCUAUUAAUUAG